GUUCAUGCUCAUACCUGGUGUUUUCUUCUACAACUGGGAUGUCCACGGAGGAAAAAAGCACGACCUACUCCUCUUGUUUCUGUGCCCACACACUGAGAAAAAAUGGCAGAAAAGCAUGUGAAGCCCAACGUCAGCCACGCUCAGGUCACUGAGAUGGUGAAGAGGCUCUACAGACUGACGCCAUCGGAAAUCCGUCCACUGCCAAGCUAUGAUGACCAAAACUUUUAUGUGGCGCCCAUCGAGGGUGGCGAGUAUGUUCUUAAAAUCAUGAACAGUGAAGACAGUAAGAACCCAACGCUCAUUGAGAUGCAGACCUACGCCAUGUCUUUCUUGCACCAGAAUGGACUUCCUGCCCAAACAGCACUGUCCACUGCCACAGGACAACUCAUGACUGAGGAGGAAAUAGAUUGUGGCUUUGGUCUUCAGAAGUACGUGGUGCGGCUGUUAACAUAUUUACCUGGAACCACCGUUGCAAAGGUUCCUGUCUCACCAGAGUUACUGUAUGAAAUAGGCGAGGUGGCAGCCAAAAUGGACCAAAUGUUAGAAAAGAUGGAACAUCCUCAUCUUGGUACACUGCAGAGGGGCAGGUUCAUAUGGAGUUUAUCAAAUGUUACCCGGCUGGAAGAAUACUUUAACGUACUAGAUGGAGAUCCUCUUCAAGAAGUUGUGAAGUCUGUCAUUAGUCUGUACAAGACCCUUGUGGUCCCUAAAUACUCCAGCUUCCGCAAGUGCAUUAACCACGGUGACUUCAAUGACCUCAAUAUCCUCGUGCAGCCUGAUGAAAGUGGCCGAUACAGGGUUUCAGGCAUCCUUGACUUUGGGGACAUGAACAGUGGGUAUUACAUCCAUGAGCUGGCUAUCACCAUUAUGUACAUGAUGAUAGAGCACCCUAAGCCCAUCGAGGUGGGUGGACCCAUCCUCGCCGGCUGGGAAAGUGUCCUCCCCCUCAACGAAGCAGAGAGAAAUUGUCUCUACAUACUGGUGCUUUCCCGUUUCUGCCAGUCGUUUGUUUUGGCUCGUCAUUCUGUGAGUCUUCACCCGGAAAAUGAAGAGUAUCUGAUGAUUUCGUCCAAGAAGGGUAUCGAGAUUCUUCAUCACCUCUGGAAUCUGGGAAAAGAGGAGGUGGAGAGGGUUUGGUUUGAGAGUGCUGCUCAAUUCAGUGGUGGAAAAUGAAGUGUCUGUGCUUGAAGUCAUGUAUAGAUUUUAGCACACUGUAGGGCAAGUCCAAUAAUGAUCACACAAAGUAAUUUUUUUUACAUUAUCAGGUAGAAAAUGUUGUCCAAAAGUGCCUAAAUUAGUCAUGCACUCAUGUAAAGUCUAAAGACCCUGUUCUUUGAUACAGACAUACAUAGAGUUCAGAAUCAUGGAUCUUUUUGAUUCUGCAGAAAGAAGCCAGCUUUGUCCUUUUCAGUCAGUAAGUGACAGACUAAUCAGUCUAUGUUACCUCAAGGGACCAAAGACUUUGCUAUUAUGCAAAGGUUUCUCAGCAUAUGUUGCAUCUGUAUUAUACUCAGCCUUUUUUUAUUUGAGUUUCAGACAAGCUCAGGUAAAAUGGGGAAGUGCUUUAAGUAUCAUCAGCUGCUCUUUAUUUGCACCAUUUGUUCUUUUAUUAUUAAGAAUGAAGUUGAAAAAGGCUUAUUUAGAUGUGAAAUUGUGAAACUACAGUCAAUAUGAAGGAAAUACACAACCUGGGGAAAAAAAAGUCCACACUUGGUGUCCUUCCAUUGGAUAAUUACUGCUGUGAUUAGUACUUUUCAGCUGGAAACAAAUGCCUUAUCCUUAACAGUUGCGGUGAGCAGGUUCUCAUUUCUUGAACAACCAUCAGUUUGAUCAACAGCAUAAACACUGUACUGUUUCAAUGGAAAAUAGAAACCUCAGUGCUCUUCCCUUUGUUGACAGGUAAUUUGCUUGAAAAUGUUUGCAUGUUAAAAUGGAAUAAUUACUAAAACAAUGAAAAUGCUGGAAGACCUCAGACAUGCCCAUAUGACAUGUUUCCUGUCUCAAGGCACUUUACUACAUCUAAGCAACUACAUUUCUUUUAUUUUAAGCAUUUACUACAUGGUUUUAUGGUGGGUCUGACAGAACACAAUUUUUCCUUAGUGUUCCUCACCAGCAUCUCAACAUAUCAUUUACCCCAUCAAGCAAAAGGCUCACAUAUAAGUCCUGUAUAUAGCAUUCUAUUGUGGUUAAAAAACAAAAACAAAAAAAAUCACCACUGGUGCCAACGGUGAACUCCUCACUGGAGUUUUAUACAUUUAUACUGCUCCAUUGUCAUGCCAAUAAAAGAUGAGAACAACUUAAA
Molecule: messenger RNA, 2302 nt
Organism: Sphaeramia orbicularis (orbiculate cardinalfish)
Lineage: Eukaryota; Metazoa; Chordata; Actinopteri; Kurtiformes; Apogonidae
Gene: hykk.2
Product: hydroxylysine kinase, tandem duplicate 2
Exons: 5
Coding region: 103-1173 (356 amino acids)
Molecular function (GO): amino acid kinase activity
Source: RefSeq, a predicted model, not a curated record